CUUCCAAUCACAACAACGAAUUUGCUGUUGUGCUGGGCAAAAAUACAUCGUUGUGGCAAUACACCACCUUGCAUGGGGCACACUAGUCAAAAAUGUAAAAGGGGAUUUAUUUGUGAAAAAUUCGAGUGCAUAAAUAUGCAAAAUACUAAUUAAAAAUUGGAGUAGGCAAGCAUUGCCCCAUCAAAACAUAAGCAUUGUCAGCAACGGCGUGGGCAAAUAAAUAGCAGGUUUGACUCGGAGCACGGAAAAUUCCGAACUUUGUACCCACACACAACCCAGCAGCCGGCUAUACAUAUAGUGAAGGUCAUUUUUAAUUAAUUGCUAGGACAUUUAAAAAAGAAAAUACCUCUGGUCGGAAAUUGUGAACAUUUAGUGCUGAUCUGAAAACGCUCACAUUUUGUGAGCUUUGGCGUCCCGCUUUUUGACAGACAUAGUUAGUUGCUUGGUUGCGUGGCUGACAGCCGCCACAGUUCGUUCCAGGCCGACGAGUCAAUAUUUUGAGACCAUCGACCAGAAACAAAUCUUUUCGAAUUACAAUGGCAAGCGUCGAAAAAGUGUCCACGGAGCGAAAGGCGAAUCCGGCCAAAUCUUUUAUCACUGGCGGCUUCGGUGGGAUUUGUAAUGUUCUUUCUGGACAUCCGUUAGAUACCAUAAAGGUGCGCUUGCAGACAAUGCCGCGACCGGCGCCAGGUGAGCAACCACUUUACAAAGGCACCUUUGACUGUGCUGCGAAAACCAUAAAGAAUGAAGGUGUCCGUGGCCUCUACAAGGGCAUGUCAGCUCCACUAACUGGUGUUGCACCUAUUUUUGCCAUGUGCUUUGCGGGCUAUGCGUUGGGCAAACGUUUACAGCAACGAGGGGAGGACGCGAGGCUCACCUACUCACAAAUAUUUGUGGCCGGUUCGUUUUCGGGCCUGUUCUCCACGCUGAUUAUGGCACCAGGAGAGCGAAUCAAAGUCCUCCUACAAACACAACAAGGGCAGGGUGGUCAGCGUAAAUAUAAUGGAAUGAUCGAUUGCGCUGCGAAGCUUUACAAGGAGGGAGGACUGCGCAGUGUCUUCAAGGGAAGUUGCGCCACUAUGCUCAGGGAUUUGCCCGCUAACGGACUAUACUUCCUGGUAUAUGAAUAUAUACAGGAUGUGGUGAAGGCAAAAUCGGAAACAGGCCAGAUUAAUACUGCCUCAACCAUUUUUGCUGGCGGCGCUGCUGGUAUGGCGUACUGGAUCUUGGGCAUGCCCGCUGAUGUCCUAAAGAGUCGACUGCAGUCCGCCCCUGAGGGAACUUACAAACACGGCGUUCGAAGUGUAUUCAAGGACCUAAUUGUAAAGGAUGGGCCACUAGCUUUGUAUCGCGGCGUUACGCCUAUUAUGAUUCGCGCAUUCCCAGCCAAUGCGGCAUGUUUCUUUGGGAUUGAGUUGGCGAACAAUUUUUUUAAUGUUGUGGCACCACAGUUCUAAUUGCAUAUAGUGUUUGGUUUCUUUCUUGUUCAGUUAAGUCAUAAAGUUAUGUUAAAUAAAUAUAUUUUUUGAUAUGA
Drosophila obscura is the source of this 1534-nucleotide messenger RNA. RefSeq names its product congested-like trachea protein (gene colt). Gene Ontology annotation, cellular component: mitochondrial envelope. The record is from RefSeq and is a predicted model, not a curated record. Gene Ontology annotation, molecular function: O-acyl-L-carnitine transmembrane transporter activity. NCBI's taxonomy places the organism in Eukaryota, Metazoa, Arthropoda, Insecta, Diptera, Drosophilidae. The transcript is spliced from 5 exons. Gene Ontology annotation, biological process: mitochondrial transport; carnitine transmembrane transport. Bases 537 to 1457 code for a protein of 306 amino acids.